Messenger RNA from Pochonia chlamydosporia 170, 1668 nucleotides. Its product is annotated as MFS transporter. The coding region runs from base 1 to 1668 and encodes 555 amino acids. Lineage: Eukaryota; Fungi; Ascomycota; Sordariomycetes; Hypocreales; Clavicipitaceae. The transcript is spliced from 5 exons. Gene Ontology annotation, biological process: transmembrane transport. Gene Ontology annotation, molecular function: transmembrane transporter activity. The record is from RefSeq and is a predicted model, not a curated record.
AUGAGCGAUGAUGAUUCACAAGCGCGACCGCGGCCACAGCUGCCGUUGCAACAGCUGACUAUUUUAGCCGUCGCGAGAUUCGCAGAGCCCAUUGCCACAACAUCCAUCUUUCCUUACCUUCCUCAAAUGGUUCGGGACUUUGGUGUUGAGGAAACCGAAGUCGCAAAAUGGGCUGGACUUACUUCUGCAGUUUUCUCAAUAUUCCAGAGCUUUGCUGCAGUACCUUGGGGGAAAAUAGCUGACAGCUGGGGACGAAAGCCAAGUCUCAUCACUGGCUUAUUUUGUACGAUGGUCUGCUUUAUUGUUUGGGGAAUGUCGACAAGCCUACCUAUGGCUAUCACUGUGCGGGCUAUCCAGGGCGCUAGUAAUGGAAAUGUCGGAAUUAUUCGAACUAUGGUGGCUGAGCUUGUACCUGAAAAGGAGCUUCAACCCAGAGCCUUUUCUAUCAUGCCUCUUGUCUGGUCGUUGGGAUCUGUAGUUGGACCGGCCUUUGGCGGGUUCUUUGCUGACCCUGCCAAGCAAUAUCCUUCGAUUUUCGGAGGUGUAUGGUUUUUCGAAAAAUUUCCGUAUGCUCUUCCAAAUUUGAUUGCAACGUUUUUCUUCCUCGUAUCCUUGAUGAGUGCAACCCUCUUCCUCCGGGAGACGCUGGCUUCCAAACAAGAUGACCAAGACUGGGGCCUUUUGUUCGGCAAGCGCCUCAGUAGAGCACUCAAAUGGAAUCGUCAACAAGACAAGAGACGGAGAUCCUUUGUAGACGGCGAGGCCACAGCCCCCUUAGUACCUAGCAAGAUUCGACCUAGGAAGAAGGAACGCGACUCGCCGGCCCCGGGGUUCGUUGAGAUCUUUACGCAGCAAAGUGUACUCAUUAUGCUGGCAUACUUCUUCCUUGCCUUUCACUCUGUCGCAUAUGAUCAAAACGUCACAGUAUUUCUGAAUUAUCCUGUCAUGAAACAUACUCCGGAAAAUACGAAGCUGCCCUUCUACUUUAAUGGCGGAUUCGGUUUGGAGUCAGGGCGUAUUGGCACCAUUUUCAUGCUGUAUGGAAUCACAUGUGGCCUUGUCCAAUUCAUUCUAUUUUCUCCCAUGGUCACUCGGUGGGGUGUUUUGAAAUGCUAUAAAGCUUGCUGUGUCGUCAUGCCACUGGUAUACCUCCUCACACCGUAUACGUCGUUAUUUCCAACGUACGAGACACGGCUGAUGGCUCUUGCGUUUGUGCUCAUGCUCAAAGCAUUCUCCAUCAUUGUCGCUUUCCCCGCCGUUACAAUUCUUUUGACCAAUUCGGCCACAUCACUUAAAAUUUUGGGCACCCUCAAUGGAUUCGUCACCAUGUUCAGUGGCUUUGGCAGAGCCAUUGGUCCGGCCAGCACUGGACUUGCAUUCAGUUGGGGAGCCAAGAAUGGAUACGUUGUUACGGCCUACUUCUUCUUGGCACUCAUUGCCGUGCUGGGUGCCAUCCCAGUUUUCUGGGUUGUGGAAGGCGACGGUCCCACAGCAUCUGUUGAAAACAGUGAUACUGAGGAUAAUGAGACGCUUGUUGGGAGCCACGUUUUCGUGGAUGAGUCUGCAAUUGACGACUCUGAUGAUGAUUCUCAGGAGACACAACCUCUGCUUUCAGAUUCCAGGAGUGGAACAGCCUAUGAAGCUGUACGGUCUAGGGCAGAGAACUGA